This is a messenger RNA of Aphanomyces astaci, 1796 nucleotides long. RefSeq lists its product as hypothetical. The transcript has 13 exons. The record is from RefSeq and is a predicted model, not a curated record. Gene Ontology annotation, molecular function: calcium ion binding. Bases 21 to 1727 code for a protein of 568 amino acids. Lineage: Eukaryota; Oomycota; Saprolegniomycetes; Saprolegniales; Verrucalvaceae.
AAACGGUUGAAUUAUUUGCAAUGCCUCGGAUGGCGGCGGCGGGGUCGACGCGGGACAGUGCCUUGUUCGGGUCGCGAAGUAGCAGCGGGGCCAUCACGACUCGGAAGCCCCCGGUGCCCAAGUUUCGCCCGAAAAAAAAGCCCACUUCGUCCUGUGCCGUCGUCGAGCCACCUGUGAGCACCCUGGCGCUAGUCCUCCAGCGUGCCAAGAAGGAUGACAUGGACGCGGCGGUCGCAGCUGCCACAUCCAAUUUCUCCACCGCUCCUUCUUCGCCUCGAUCACCGCUUUGUCGAUGCAGUACCCACCUUCUGGACCUUUACAACCAAGCGCACUCUCCCUCCAACUCCACGGGCCCCCCUCCAUCCUCGCCCAGUCCAACUAGCCGACGGUCGUCCAUGUCGAGAUCGCCCCAUCGCCGCCGAAGCUCCCACCACCCGCGGUCGCCGUCCCUCGUGUCUUGGUCUCCGUCGGAACCAGAAGUAGACGACGCCACGCUUUGGGAAAACACGCACAGCGACAUUGCCAAGUUGCAAUCCAAGCUCGACGUGCGCGAAACGCUCAAGUUCGACCCCCCGGCGCCCCAUGCGUUGGGCUGUCGGGAAUGUGGGUCCAAGGACCUCGCCGCGUUUUGUUGGAAAGGCUGCCGCAACUUUACGCCGUUGGACGAGCUGUACAACGCGAACGAGAGCAUGGUGGACAAGCAGCAGCAGCUCGAAGCCACCGUGUAUGCACAAGGGAUCGCCCUCCACGCGGCCGACAUGAAUGUGAAGGAACAUGAGCAGAGUUUGCAUGUCCUUCAGCACGAGAUCGUUCGGCUAGUCGAGUGGGCCAAAGACAAGCGCGACCCAUUGACCACCCAGUCAGUAGCGUCCGAACCGACGUCGUCGACGCUGUUGGCGGUGAAAGCCAUGCACCACCGCUUCGACUUGGACGGCGAUGGCGUGCUCUCCAUGGCCGAAAUGAACAAACUCAAAGCGGCGCUGGGGCAUCAUACCACGUACACGCCUGAGACGUUUGACCAACUGCUCGAGUCCCAUCGGCUGUCGGUGCGGCCCGUGAGGUUCGUCGAAGGCGGCGGUGGCAUGCAAGUGGGCGUCACGCCCGAAGGGCUGCGGCAGCUCUACGAUGUCGUGGGGGGAUCCAUGCUGGCGCAGGACUUGCACACGCUGGGCAUUCACGUGGGGCGGACACCUGAGCACGCGACGUCGCUGGAGGUGUCGCAUGUGCUGCUCAUGGAGUUGCAAGCAGACUUGACUGUAGCACUGGACAGCCAAGCGCAGCUGCGGGUCGAAGUUGAGGAGAAAACGAAAGCGCUGGCCCGCGUGCGCGAGUCGGUGCAGACGAUGACACUGCAUGCAGCGUCCCACCAAGAAGAGAUAAACGUGGCCAAGAACGCCCAAAAGCGUGUCCAAGACGAGCUCGACGUACUCAAAGCCACAUUCGACGCCUACGUCCACACGAACACCCAUUCCAAGGUCGAAAUGGCCAGUGCCCAGCAAGCAGCGCUGGAGAUGCGUCGGCUCCUUGAAAUUCAAAUCGAAGAGACGGAAACGUGGCAGCGGCAAUGCUGGGCGUUGCAAGAGCAGUUGAACGCGGCCACAACCACAUGCACGGAACACAAGCAAAAGCUGUGGCAAACCAACGAAGCCAAGAAGAGCCAAGAGCGCAAGAACAUGCUGCUGUACAUGCAAGCACAGUUGGGCAAGAAGCACCCGCCCACAGCGUAACCACAACGAAAUGUCCACAACCUAGUUCGAAAAAGUAUGUCGAAAAAUAUUGUGCUUUCGAGUGAAAUU